AUGGAUGAGCCAAACAUAACGUUUCAUCCCAGCGAAGGCACAGAGAACAUCUCAAUGCACAGAAACAUUUCUACACAGGAAAGGGUCUGGGAGAUAUUGACCCCACUUUGGGUAAUUAUGAUCAUCUCCUUCCUGGGUUUUUGUGAAAAUGGAAUUGUCCUCUGGUGCCUCUGCUUCCAGAUCAAAAGAAACCCAUUCACUGCGUACAUCACACACUUGUCCAUUGCUGAUAUCUCCUUACUGCUUUGUACGUUUAUUCUGUCGAUUGAGUACAUUGCUGGUUUUGGAUUCGCAUAUGGUUUUUACUAUUAUGUAACCACCACACUAUCUAUUGUCUUCCUUCUUGGCUAUAAUACUGGUCUCUAUCUCCUGACAGCCAUCAGUAUUGAGAGGUGUCUGUCUAUUGUUUACCCCAUCUGGUACCGAUGCCACCGGUCGCAGCACCAAUCGGCGAUCGUGUGCGCGAUUCUGUGGACUCUGUCUUUUUUCAUGACAGUGGCUGAAUAUUUAACAUGCAAAGAUGAUUCAACCAAGGAACAAUUUGACGACGGCAACCAUUGCCAAGCACUGCUCAUCUUCACAUGGAUCCUGACUUUCAUGAUCUUCAUUCCUCUAAUGAUUCUGUCCAGCCUGAUCUUGGUUAUCAGGAUUCGCCGUAACUCCCUGAGACCUCAUUCAUCUAAGCUCUACAUCAUCAUUGUGGCCACAGUCAUUGUCUUCCUCAUCUUUGCCAUGCCUAUGAGGCUGCUGUAUCUCCUGAAUUACCACCACUGGUCAUCUUUGCUCAGCCAGCAGAACCACGUCACCAUUGUUCUCUCCACCGUUAACAGUAGCAUCAACCCCCUGGUUUACUUCUUUGUAGGAAGCAGCAAGAAGAAGAGGUUCAAGGAGAGCCUCAAAGUGGUUCUUAGCAGAGCUCUCACUGAUGGCUUGCGGCCAAGAAGCCAGGAGGUUGGCAUGAGCUUGGAUAUAGCCGAAACAAUUUUCUAAAGCUUAGGGGGGAAAUUCUAGGGGCAAAUAAUUGGAUGUGGAAUAUUUAAUAAGGCACUGCAAAACUAAAAGUAUUUUUCAUAG
Molecule: messenger RNA, 1074 nt
Organism: Serinus canaria (Common canary)
Lineage: Eukaryota; Metazoa; Chordata; Aves; Passeriformes; Fringillidae
Gene: MAS1
Product: MAS1 proto-oncogene, G protein-coupled receptor
Exons: 1
Coding region: 1-990 (329 amino acids)
Biological process (GO): G protein-coupled receptor signaling pathway
Cellular component (GO): membrane
Molecular function (GO): G protein-coupled receptor activity
Source: RefSeq, a predicted model, not a curated record